Desarmillaria tabescens is the source of this 1626-nucleotide messenger RNA. RefSeq lists its product as uncharacterized. Bases 286 to 1131 code for a protein of 281 amino acids. The transcript has 3 exons. The record is from RefSeq and is a predicted model, not a curated record. NCBI's taxonomy places the organism in Eukaryota, Fungi, Basidiomycota, Agaricomycetes, Agaricales, Physalacriaceae.
AGACUGGAUCGAAUGAGAAGAACACACUUUGGGGUUCUGGAAUCUGGGGGACUCGGAGAGAUCAAGAGUUAAGGUUUAAAAACUUUCAUUCGGCGGCAACCAUAUGUACGCAUUUGUUUUGAUGCGUUCUACGUAUGUUGAACAAAAUGACAUCACCUAUCAUAACGCCCGAAGCUCGCGUAUAAUUGAUAGCUUCUCAAAUCUCAUGACUGCGAUAUCUAAUCACUUGCCUCUAUAUAAGACGCGACUGGUCCAUGACCCUUUCGGGCUUGACCUUUUGUUAUCAUGCGUCAUUUACUCCAAAGAACCCAAGCAACACCAGACCCCCAAGCCGCUUCCCCCCUGUUCUCCAAAACCCCUCCCGAAAUCCGUAACAUCAUCUUCCGGCUUGCUCUACGUGGUUACCCCGACAGAGCUAGGGGAUACUACCCUGGAAAUACCUACUACUUUCGUCCGGGGUAUGAACACGACCGGCGCAUAGACACAGCGCUCCUCCUCACCUGUCGUCGCAUCUACGACGAGACCUACCUCUUGCCCGUUAUCGAGAACGAACAUGUGUUUUGGUGCUACCACGGUCCACCGGGGUCGAGCGCGGAGCCAGGCAGAUAUUUCUGCAAGAUGAACGAGAAGCAACAGGAUACUGUAGAUCGGGUGCACUUUUUUGCACAGCUGUAUUGGCUCGAGGCGACCUUCCCCCUGAGUUGUACGAUCCCCGAAAUGCGUCCCAGGAAGCUGAAGAUUACGAUCAGACAUUCGGAUUGGUGGUAUUGGGAGAAUAAUCACUUGUUGGUGUUGAGGGUGGCGUGGACAGAUAAGAUUAGGUUGGUGAAGCGCCUGGAAGAAUUGGAGAUUGAGCUGGAGACGAUUGAGAGGGAUAAGGACCAGAUGCUUGCUAUAGCUCAGAGGAUUCGCAGCUGGAAGAUAGACCUUUGGGAUGGGCGCGUGCUGAGCACCGAGGGACGUUCCCUUAUUCAUGAUCAAUGGACGGGAACGUCUACUUUUGAAGGAAAUCGUGCUUGGUAUGAUAGGGAAAAAAACGCUUGGACCAAUAGACCAGGGAUUGUCCGUCCUGUCGCUCCGUUAGUCUACCAUACGGUGACCCUCAGGUGGACUGCCGUAGUGAAAGUAUGAAGGUUGUAACUUGUCAUACUGUUGUCGCGUUCAGGACCAUAUCAGAUAUGUCAUUAGGAGCAGAAGAACCAGCGUGCAAUGCAUUGAGAACGUGUGGUAGUGGUUAUGAUUCAUUGAUAUACGCGCACACGCCUGCGAUAAGGAGACAAUGGUCUUUUGUACAUUACUACAGUACGCUUAUAUUGGGCAAAUCGAAGUUGUCGAAAUGCAUAGCCGCACCCCAGCGAUCAGUGGCUGUGCAAGUUCUUUCGCUGAUCCGUACCGCCACCACACUCCUUGACUCUCAUGUCUUUCUCACUUUGUUCGACAGAGGCAGUCCUCUCCAUUGAUAUCAACACCGGUCUCUCUCUGGUAUUCUCGGAUGCCGUAUCGAGUUAAUACAGAUACUUAUAGCGAACGUGCUACCUAGGUGCGAUGGCGAUGUGCCCUUUGCAACUGGGCGGGCGUUUGAUGUACUUUUUGACUCGUAUGGGGAUCCAUUGAGUUGCGAUGCUU